AUGUCUUCAGUAUCAUCCAUAAUCCAAAGCCUCGUGGCCGCGGCCAAGGCAUACGAGAACAAUGAGCCAGGCGCAAGAGAGACGCUCAUCGACAACAGUCGGGCGCUGGUGACUUCGCUCGAGAUUCCCAGCGAAUUCCUGCAGCGCAGUUUCUGGGCCGAGCCAGCUCAGUCCGCUAUAACCCGCAUCGCCGUCAACGUCAAACUAUUCCAACACCUCAAAGAAGCCGGCGACGCCGGCCUCAGCGCCGAAGCUUUGUCUGCAAAGACGGGCAUGGACAUUGUCCUCCUCCAGCGUCUUGCGCGCCACCUCGUCGCAAUGUAUCUCCUCACAUUUCGCGACGGCGCAUUCCACGCCACGGAGAUGAGCAAUGGUCUCGCCGAAGAAAACUACCAACACAGCAUCGCAUUCUGUUACGACACCGCCCGGCCCUCAUUCAACGGAUUUCCCGAUUUCUUUCAACGGACGGAAUACAAAUCUCCCAGUUUGGGGUCGUUGGAUGGUCCGUUCCAGGCUGCGCACAAGACGCAGUUGCCCUUCUUUGAGUGGUUGGUCGCUACGCCGCCGAAUCUACAGCAUUUCGACUCUUUUAUGAGUGCGUAUCGUGCCGGAAAGCCGAGUUGGUAUGAUCCAGGCUUUUAUCCCGUUGCCGAGCGGAUGGUGACGGGCUUUGAUGCCUCCGAAAGUGAUGCGUUGCUUGUCGACGUUGGUGGUGGCCGAGGCCACGACAUGGCGCUCUUCUGCGCGCAGCACAAGGCUUCUUCCCCGGGACGAGUGAUUUUGCAAGAUCGUGAGGCUGUCAUCGCGAGUGUCGUAGCGGCUAGUCAAGACCUCCCCUUUGAAGCGCAGGCACACGACUUUUUCACGCCGCAACCCAUCAAGGGUGCGCGCGCGUACUCCCUGCACUCCAUCCUGCACGACUGGAGCGACGAGGACGGCGUGAAGAUCCUACAGAAUCUCGUCCCGUCCCUGAAAAAAGGAUACUCGCGCGUGCUCUUCAACGAGAUCGUCGUCAGCGAGGAAAAACCCACCAUCGCCGCAACUAGCAUGGAUCUAAUGAUGCUGGCCCAUUUCGCAGUGCGGGAACGAACCGAGGCAGAAUGGCGGGGAAUUCUCGAGAAGGCCGGCCUAAAGAUUGUCAAUAUCUACACGUAUCCUGGUGUUGCGGAGAGUUUGAUUGAGGCGGAAUUGGCGUGA
Molecule: messenger RNA, 1197 nt
Organism: Talaromyces marneffei
Lineage: Eukaryota; Fungi; Ascomycota; Eurotiomycetes; Eurotiales; Trichocomaceae
Exons: 2
Coding region: 1-1197 (398 amino acids)
Molecular function (GO): O-methyltransferase activity
Source: RefSeq, a predicted model, not a curated record